AUGAUGGAGACGGCCGCCACCACUUUUGCUUCUAUUGCCGUCCUAGGUGCCGCGGGCUACUCGUACCACCGGUACUACAAGUAUCUGAUUUUGGAAAAGAUGGAGAAUGCCUUCAAGCCGGGCGAUCCAGCACUCGAAGUUGCAGGUGUAGAAUCUGGCAAGCAUCAGUAUCAUCAUGAGGAGCACUGGGUCGUCCGUGACGAACAACCCAGAAUUGAUCGAAUCAUUGCUGGUGGCGCUGGUGGCCGUUAUUUCCUGCUCAUCGGUGAGAAGGGCACUGGAAAGACAUCUAUGCUUCUGGAAGGGAUGCGCAAAAUUGAUGGGGAAGGUUGUGCUAUGUUUGAAGCACAUGGUGAUCUUGAGAUUUUCCGGGUCAGGCUUGGAAAGGCGUUAGACUAUGAGUUCCAUGAAGACUACAUUGGGAGUCUUUUCAGUAUUAAGGGUCCUCGAGAUACUACCCCUCUCUUGGACAUCGAGCGCGCAUUCAACAAGUUAGAGAAGGUGGCUCUUGCGCGUCGGCGUGAGGGAUUACCCGCUUUGAUAUUAAUCAUCAAUAGCACUCACCUGGUCAGGGAUGAUCAUGACGGUCAGGAUCUCCUGGAAAUGAUUCAGCAGAGAGCGGAACAAUGGGCGGCUAGCAACUUGGUGACGACAGUCCUCAACAGUGAUGAUUACUGGGUGUAUGAACGCCUCAAGCGGUACGCCACCAGGAUGGAAGUCAUCCCUGUUUCGGAUCUACCCAAGGGACGAGCGAUAGACGCUCUACGGAGGUAUCGCAGACAGUACUUUGGCGAGGAAUUAUCUCACGAAGUACUUGAAGAAAUAUACGACAAAGUUGGUGGACGUUUAUCCUUCCUGAACCGGGUGGCAAAGGCCAAAGAUUACAUGAAACUAUGUGAUAGCAUCUGUGAGGCAGAAAAGAGAUGGUUCCUCAACAAAUGCUGGAUUCUUGGACCGGAAAUGGAUGACGACGUCAUGGAUGAGCAGAAGUACUCUUCAGCUGCAAUGGUUCUCGCCAAAGCGCUUGUCGACAAGGAGAAGGAGAUGGAGAAAACUUAUGACCCAGAGAUUGGCCAUAUUUUACCACAGAUACCGCUGCAUAAAGCGCGGGAAAUUAUGACAAGAGCAGACUUCAUCCAAAGUUACGACCAUGAUAACAUCUUUACGAUCGAUUCUCGGGCUAUGGUCCGAGCCGAUUCCGUUCCUAUGCAGAAUGCUUUCCGAGACAUCUGUUCUUGGGAAGGAUUUGACAAGCAUCUGGAGGGAACAUUGGAGCGUAUUGGUGACAUUGAGAGUCUUGGACGAACCCGUGAGCUUACGAUCAAAGAUCUUUGGAAUCAGGGCAAAUACCAGCUUGCUAUGCGGGAUCCCAAGGGUCGCGACAACGGUGUUGCUGAGUUCUCGGUGAAGGAAGUCUUAUCUGCUGUAACGGCGACCGCAGAUACCGAGCCGGCAAACGAAUUGCGCCAGAAGACUCCGUUGGAACGGAUUCCCCAGUCAGCGCGCUUUGUGUUGGUCGUCCUGAGUAGCCUGGUACUGAGUGCUGGAUUCUUCAGUUUAACGUCUGGGGAUACCCUUGGCGAGCUAGGCGGCGUGAGCAGACAUCUUGAGGCAUGGUGGGAAGUGGGGGGUUUGACGGCUUGGAAGGCAAUAGAGGUUGGGUUAGCCUGGGUUUUGGGCUUUGAUGGACGAGAUGUGUCAUCAUUCAUCUUCCUUACUCACCUCCCCACCUACGCACUCCUGGCAUCUUUUUACAACAUCCGCCCCACUACGGUCUUGAUCUCUUAUGUGAUCAUCUUAUUCUCGACCUCGGUCCCCUUUGUACUCCUGCGCAAGCCGACUUGCGUGCACGACCUGUCGCAUGCUCCCUCCGAUACAGUCCGCAACCGUUCAAUCCUUCAGGACCGCGCGACAACCAUCUACACCACUAUCGCCGCGACAUCAAUUCUGACUGUCAUCCUAUACCUAAGCUACGCGACCUGGUUCCCAACACAACUAGUCCUCCACUUCGAAAACAUCCCUGACAUUGGCGCCGUUCACGCCGGUCCCGCGGGUCUGCCAACCCUCUUCCUCGCCCUCCUUCCAGCCGGGUGGGCGGCGAGAGAUCUCCUUUUCGUUAGUUCCACUGGCGCGGCCGCGUCUAAGAGGACCGAAUCGACCGAGAAGAACCCCGCAUCGCACGAGGGCGAGUACCUCGCCUGUGCAGUUUAUCGGAAGACCUGGGGCGCACUCUCGCCUAAGACGAGAGUUCUUAUCUCGCGAACGGUACUUCUUGCAGUCAUGCUUCUCAGUAACACCAUUGUCCAGUUGGCAGGAACCAUCGAGGGAAUUAGCAUCGAGGGUGCGUCCGCUUGGGGUUCAAUCUGGGCCGUCGCCAUUUUGGCUGUUGGAGCGACUUUUGGUUGGAUCGAGGCCGUUGAUGGAGUAUGA
Molecule: messenger RNA, 2430 nt
Organism: Aspergillus pseudotamarii
Lineage: Eukaryota; Fungi; Ascomycota; Eurotiomycetes; Eurotiales; Aspergillaceae
Product: ATP-binding protein
Exons: 7
Coding region: 1-2430 (809 amino acids)
Source: RefSeq, a predicted model, not a curated record